Molecule: messenger RNA, 2508 nt
Organism: Gastrolobium bilobum
Lineage: Eukaryota; Viridiplantae; Streptophyta; Magnoliopsida; Fabales; Fabaceae
Product: putative elongation factor TypA-like SVR3, chloroplastic
Exons: 14
Coding region: 88-2133 (681 amino acids)
Cellular component (GO): cytosol; ribonucleoprotein complex
Molecular function (GO): GTPase activity; GTP binding
Source: RefSeq, a predicted model, not a curated record
AGCCUCAUAAUUAGUUUCCCAAAUCCCUCACUCUCUCUUCUCUUUAAUUUUCUCUCUAUCUGCUAUAGAGAGUGAGUGAGGGGAGUUAUGGAGAAGAUGGCACUCACUGUUAACGGUUCUUUAUUCUCCACCACACUUCCUAAAACCUCUUCACCACUCUUCUUAUCUAACCAAUUGUUUGGCCUUCCCUUAUCUUCUUCUUCUUCUUCUUCUUCUUCUUCUUCAACCGCCGCUAAACCACGCCUGCAAUUUGCUUCAAAGAGCACUACUUAUGGCCCCAUCAAAUGUUCUGUAUCUGAAGCCACAGAACCCAAAGCUGAGAAGAAGAGGCAAUUGAUGAGAAGAGGAGAUGUAAGAAACAUUGCGAUUGUUGCUCACGUUGAUCAUGGGAAAACAACUCUUGUUGAUGCCAUGUUGAAACAAACAAAGGUAUUCCGUGAUAAUCAAUUUGUACAGGAAAGGAUAAUGGACUCAAAUGAUUUGGAGCGUGAAAGAGGAAUCACAAUCCUAAGUAAAAAUACAUCUGUAUCCUAUAAAGACACAAAGAUUAAUAUAAUAGAUACUCCUGGUCACUCUGAUUUUGGGGGUGAAGUGGAGCGCAUCUUAAAUAUGGUGGAAGGAAUCCUUCUAGUGGUAGAUUCUGUUGAAGGGCCAAUGCCACAGACAAGAUUUGUCUUAAAGAAGGCUUUAGAGUUUGGCCAUGCAGUUGUUGUGGUUGUGAAUAAGAUAGAUAGGCCUACUGCUCGCCCUGAAUUUGUUGUCAAUUCUACUUUUGAACUCUUCAUUGAACUAAAUGCAACAGAUGAACAGUGUGACUUUCAAGUAAUAUAUGCAAGUGGUAUAAAAGGGCAAGCAGGGUUGACUCCUGAAAAUCUGGCUGAAGACCUUGGGCCAUUGUUUGAAUCCAUCAUCAGAUGCAUCCCUGGACCACGUAUUGACAAAGAUGGCGCACUUCAAAUGCUUGUUACGAAUAUUGAGUACGAUGAACAUAAAGGGCGCAUUGCAAUUGGGCGCUUGCAGGCUGGAUUUUUAGAAAAAGGCCUGGAUGUCAAGAUAUGUACUUCUGAAGAUUCAUGUAGGUAUGGAAGAAUUGGCGAGCUUUACGUGUAUGACAAAUUUAAUAGGGUCCCCGCAGAAAGUGUGGAGGCUGGUGAUAUAUGUGCAGUAUGUGGAAUUACUGAUAUUCAGAUUGGGGAGACAAUUGCUGAUAAAGUAAAUGGGAAGCCGCUACCUUCCAUCAAGGUGGAAGAACCAACAGUGAAAAUGUCUUUCUCCAUUAACACUGCACCUUUUGUCGGCCGUGAGGGAAAGUAUGUUACUAGUAGGAAUUUAAGGGAUAGGCUAUCUCGUGAACUUGAACGAAAUCUAGCUAUGAAAGUUGAAGAUGGUGAAACAGCAGAUACAUUCAUUGUCAGUGGGCGUGGAACUUUGCAUAUCACCAUACUCAUAGAAAAUAUGCGAAGAGAAGGAUAUGAAUUCAUGGUUGGGCCUCCCAAAGUUAUCAACAAGACAGUGAAUGACAAAUUGUUGGAACCUUUUGAGAUUGCAACUGUGGAGGUACCUGAAGAGCACAUGGGCGCUGUUGUUGAGCUUCUUGGCAAAAGACGAGGGCUAAUGUUUGAUAUGCAAGGAGCUGGAUCGGAGGGAACAACGCUACUCAAAUAUAAGAUCCCAACUCGUGGCCUUCUUGGAUUACGGAAUGCAAUUUUAACUGCUUCCAGAGGGACAGCUAUUCUCAACACUGUUUUUGAUAGCUACGGGCCUUGGGCUGGUGACAUUAGUACUCGAGAUCUAGGAUCACUGGUUGCUUUUGAGGAAGGAGCAAGCACUUCUUAUGCAAUCGCUAGUUCACAGGAGAGAGGACAAAUGUUUAUUGCUCCUGGAGUGGAAGUUUACAAAGGUCAAAUUGUUGGCAUCCAUCAGCGACCUGGGGACUUGGCUUUGAAUGUUUGCAAGAAAAAAGCUGCAACGAAUGUACGUUCCAACAAAGAACAAACAGUGAUUCUCGAUACACCGUUGGAUUAUAGUCUGGAUGACUGCAUCGAAUACAUCCAAGAAGAUGAACUGGUAGAGGUCACCCCCCAAAGUAUCCGAAUGUGCAAGAAUCCAAAAGCCACAAACAAAAAAAGGUAGACUUCCACUGUGAAGCAGUAACUUGCAGAUGUUUUUUGAGGUAUCACUGCUGAAACUGCAUAACUCAUUAAUGCUGUUGCUGCCAAAGUGAUGAAGAGGAAAAUCACCAGCUUUUGAUGUAAUGUUGCAUAUACUAUUUCCAAAACUGCAGAAUAAUAUAGGAGUUGACUUAGAGCCGUAUUCAUUGUAGCUAUUGCUCACAGUUAAUUUACAGAGCCAAAGUUACACUGAAUUUUGUUCACUUGUUUUGUAAAGUGACUAUACAUUAGCAUUAAGGGACAUCAAAACAUGAAUUGUUCGUGAUAAGGUGAUUGGUUGGUGAAUAGCAAUACUACACGAAUGCCUUGGGUUAAAUUUCCAGGGAGAUUUAUAAUG